Sphenostylis stenocarpa is the source of this 801-nucleotide messenger RNA. The record is from the annotation of a GenBank genome assembly. Lineage: Eukaryota; Viridiplantae; Streptophyta; Magnoliopsida; Fabales; Fabaceae.
AUGGCAGAAACAAGGUUGAGUUGCUUCAAAGACAAAAGAUGGUCACUCCAUGGCAUGACAGCUCUGGUGACAGGAGGCAGCCGAGGGAUAGGGCGCGCAAUUGCAGAAGAGUUAGCAGAAUUUGGGGCACAUGUACAUGUAUGUGCCCGUAAUCAACAAGAUAUUGAUCGAUGUCUGGAAGAAUGGAAUAGCAAAGGAUUUCGCAUAACAGGGUCGGUAUGUGAUGUUAUGUGUCGGGACCAACGUGAAAAUUUAAUGAAAACUGUUGCUUCAAACUUUCACGGAAAGCUCAACAUUCUGAUAAACAAUGCUGCAACAACUACACCUAAGAGCCUGAUAGAUUAUACUGCAGAAGACGUGAGUACAAUAAUGGGAACAAAUUUUGAGUCUAGUUACUACCUAUGUCAACUAGCACAUCCACUUCUCAAAGCAUCUGGACAUGGGAGCAUAGUAUUCAUAUCCUCCAUUGCAGGUCUUAAAGCUUUGCCAUUUAGUUCUAUCUAUGCAUCAUCUAAAGGAGCUAUGAAUCAAUUCACCAAGAACGUAGCAUUGGAAUGGGCGAAGGAUAAUAUUCGUGCAAAUGCUGUAGCACCUGGAUCUAUUAAGACAGCUCUUUUGGACUAUAUCAUGGAAUCUGUAGAUGAAGGGAAUAAAGUUGUUGAGGCUAUGAUAUCUCAAACACCAGCUGGUCGUAUUGGAGAACCAAAGGACAUAUCAGCAAUGGUGGCUUUCCUUUGCCUUCCAGCUGCUUCAUACAUCACUGGCCAGAUCAUAACUGUGGAUGGGGGUUUCAUUAUGUAA